Rotaria socialis is the source of this 3828-nucleotide messenger RNA. The record is from the annotation of a GenBank genome assembly. Lineage: Eukaryota; Metazoa; Rotifera; Eurotatoria; Philodinida; Philodinidae.
AUGUCAAUGAACCAAUCUGAUUAUCUUAUUAAAAUGAGUUCAUCGACGAAUCUUUAUCAUUAUUUAACAAAUAAUUUUGAUAAAAAUGAUGAUGAUACAAGUGAUAACGAUUUAUCCACUGAUGCCAAUACAAUAACUAUGAUAAGUUCAACCACCAGUAGUAGUAGUGACAGUGCGAUUGUAUCCGAUGAUGCUGAUGAUAUCGAUAUAACAAAUCAGAUUCAACCAAAAUAUCGCAAUUCAUGGCCUAGAAUAUUAAAACCUACGGGAUCAAUACCUAUGACACUUUCGCCAUCGUUUAAUUUAUUAAAUUCCUACGAUCAACAAACGAUCUAUGAUAAUGAAGUUUCAAUGUCGAAAUAUAAGCAACCAUUACCAUGGACUAGUUCAACAUAUCAUCAUAAAUAUUCUGAUAAGGACUAUGUGACACUUGUUCGUGAGUUAGCUCAAUUACGUGAACAACUAACAGAAAAAGAAGAUGAAGUGACAGAACUUAAAGCUGAACGAAAUAAUACACGAUUACUGCUCGAACAUUUGGAACAACUUGUUGCUCGCCAUGAACGUUCUAUACGAACAACAGUUAUGCGCCGACAAGCACAAGGUGUUUCAUCCGAAGUUGAAGUACUUAAAGCACUCAAGUCUUUAUUUGAACAUCAUAAAGCAUUAGAUGAAAAAGUACGAGAACGCUUAAAACUUGAAAUUGAAAAAAAUAUUCAACUCAAAGAUGAACUUGAACGAACAAAAAAUGAACUUUCUGGUGUUCGUGAAACUCAACAAUCGAAAAUAAUUGAUAUUGAUCAAUUAAAAAGUAUGUCAAAUGGUACGAUUAAUCCUGACUAUUUAACUAGUAAAUUAAUUGAAAUGCAAGAAGUAAUGGAUCAUCAAUGUAAUGAAUUAAUAUCGGCACGUUCACGUAUCAACGAGUUAAUAAAUCGUAACAAAGAAUUAGAAGAACGUUCAUGUUUGUUUCAACGUGAUCUAACUCACGCCUAUGAACACAUAAAUAAAUAUCAAAGAGACCUAAAAGAAUCUCAAGCACAAAAAGAAGAUCAAGAAGAACGCAUCUCAACAUUAGAAAAACGUUAUUUAACUAUACAAAAAGAAACUGCACAUUUAAAUGAAUUGAAUAAUCGAUUAGAAAAUGAAUUAACCACAAAAGAAAAUCAGUAUCAACAUGGCGAAGAAAAAUAUCAAGCAUUACAAGAUAAAUGUGAUCUAUUAGAACAAAAAUUUCAAUAUCAAAAUGAAAUUGAUCUAUCAUUGAAACAGAAUGGUCUACCGUUAUCAGCUUAUUCAAGCAGUGAAGAUAAAUUUCAUCAACUUCAAAAUGAAUAUGAUGAUUUACACAUGGAAUUAACACGAGCUCGUCAACGCGAAAAAGUAACAGACGAACAUAACGCUCGUUUGUCGACAACAGUUGAUAAAUUACUUGCUGAAUCGAACGAACGUUUACAAGUACAAUUAAAAGAACGCAUGCAGUUGUUAGAAGAAAAAAAUCAUUUCGCCCAAGAAAAUGAAAAAUUAAGAAAACUUCUAGACGAAAUACAAAAUGAACGAACGCAAUUCUUAGAAGAAAUCGAUAAACUAAAAACUGAACUCGACCAUGCCCGACGAGAAUUACAAAAUUUAAAACAACAGAAAAAUGAAACAAUUUCAAAUUCUUCUCCGAAUCAUACGAAUACAAGUCCACAGCUUAUUCCAAUUUUAAUAGAUUCAUCCAAUCGACGAAACAAUAUAACAACAUCAAUUACCAAUGAUCAUAUUUUAAAAACACUCGAAGCCGAUUGGGAUACGAUUGACCAAGCUCAAGUAAUAAACGAUGUUCGUCUAGCAUUCGAAUCUUCUGAUGUUGAAUUAACAACUGACGAUGAAGAUAGUUUAUAUCAACAUCAACAUCCGGUGACAAUCAAUAAUGGAUCAACAAAUCUUCAUAAUGGUGAUGCCCAAACAUUGGCACUUGCUUUACAAGAACAACUUGAUGCUAUUAAUAACGAAAUUCGAAUGAUUCAAGCUGAAAAAGUCGAUGCUGAAUUACGUGCUGAAGAACUCGAAUCACGCGUCGUAGGAAAUACAAUCUAUCAUUUACAUGACGGAAACGAACACGAAAAAGAUAAUGAUCUUAUUCAGCAACAUCGUCCCCUAAUCAAUGGAAAUAAGAAUCGGUAUCAUUCACAUUCAAUUACAAAUAAUAAUUAUAAUUCACUUUCGCCAAAUGAAAAAUCUUGCAAAUAUAAUACUAUUGCUGUCGGUAUGACAACAUCAAAUAUCUAUCCAUUGAAUGGAAGUGAAUACGAUCAAACUACACAUCGACAAUCGCCACGUUCAUUUCAUCAUGAUUAUAGUACUAUAUCACGUUAUGAAAAAUGUGAAUCAAGUCCACCGAUGACUUCAGCGCGCGUAGCAACAAAUCUACGUACAGCAACACCUCAUCAUGUUUAUCAUUCAACUUCAAGUAUUCAAAAUCAGUAUAGAAUCAAUACAGCACCAUUAAAAACAAAUAUACAACAUGCCGAUGACAACACAAAAUAUCAUUUUUCAAAUUCGUCCAAUGGUCCACCAGUAUCAUUAUCAUCGUUAACUAAUCAAGAUUCUCCAAGUCCAAUAAGUUCUCAAAAUUCAACAUCUGGUGAUGAUAGCAAUAGUAUAUAUAAUCGAUCUCAACAACAACAGCAGCAGCAACAUAAAAAGAGGGGUAUUCGAAAUUCUCUUGGACGUUUAUUUACGCGUAAAACUGAUUUCAUGGAUAAUAAAUCCAUACGUGAAAAUAUUCAUUCAAUAUCUCAUAUAACUCGAGCAUCAUCUGUGCCAUCCGAUAAUGAAAUGACUGAGUCAACAACUGGUGGACUAUUUAGUUUAGGAAAAACUGAAUUCGAUCGACGGAUUAAAAAAAAACAAGAAUUACUCGAAGAUGUGAUACAAAAUAACCGGCCAUUUCCAUCCUGGGACGGUGCCACUGUCGUCGCUUGGCUUGAACUAUGGGUUAAAAUGCCAGCAUGGUAUGUAGCGGCAUGCCGAGCCAAUGUUAAAUCAGGUGCGAUUAUGGCAGAAUUAAAUGACGAAGAAAUUCAACGACAAAUUGGGAUUAGCAAUCCAUUACAUCGACUUAAAUUACGUUUGGCUAUCCAAGAAAUUAUGAAUUUAACAUCACCGGAAGGACCUCGAACAUCGGUUACAUCAUUAGCAUUCGGUGAGAUGAAUCAUGAAUGGAUUGGUAAUGAAUGGCUGCCAAGUUUGGGUUUACAACAAUAUCGUUCAUGUUUUAUGGAAUGUCUCGUUGAUGCCAGGAUGCUUGAACAUUUAAAUAAAAAGGAUUUAAGUAAACAAUUGAAAAUGGUUGAUAGUUUUCACCGAACGAGUUUUCAUUAUGGUAUUAUGGCAUUAAAACGAAUCAACUAUGAUAAAAAAGAACUUGACCGACGACGUGAAGAAUCAUUAAAUGAAAAUCGUGAUGUUAUUGUAUGGUCAAAUGAUCGAGUUAUUCAAUGGUUAACAACUAUUCAGGGAUUAAAAGAAUAUGCAAACAAUUUAGCGGAAUCCGGAGUACAUGGUGGACUGAUUGCGCUCGAUGAAACAUUCGAUCAUAAUGCAUUAGCAUUAGCUUUACAAAUACCGAGUCAACAAACAAUGACACGCCAGAUUAUCGAACGAGAAUUCCGUCUUCUAAUCGCCAAUGGUACAGAUCGAAAAAUGGAUGAAAAUGAUCGAGCAAAAUUAAAACGCCACCCGUCAUUAUUCUCACGAAAAUUAAAAUUCAAAGCAAUCAAUGGAGAUACACCACCUCAUAAUGGAACUGACCCAUCGAAUAGUCUUCAAAUUGACGAAUCAUAA